Molecule: messenger RNA, 366 nt
Organism: Penicillium taxi
Lineage: Eukaryota; Fungi; Ascomycota; Eurotiomycetes; Eurotiales; Aspergillaceae
Product: mitochondrial 37S ribosomal protein uS13m
Exons: 4
Coding region: 1-366 (121 amino acids)
Biological process (GO): translation
Cellular component (GO): small ribosomal subunit; mitochondrion; ribosome
Molecular function (GO): RNA binding; structural constituent of ribosome
Source: RefSeq, a predicted model, not a curated record
AUGGUUUUCAUUCUUGGUGUCAACUUCCCAGAGCGGAACCUGCUCAAGGCAAGUAAAUCCCUCCAGACUUUUUUUGGUAUCGGUAACCACACCUCUUCCCGCCUGCUCGCCCGUUUCAGUAUUCACCCGACCUGCCGCGUCGGCGAGCUAGCCAACAAGCAGGUCCUCGACCUGACUGCCGUGCUCUCAGACAUGAAGAUUGAGAACGAUCUCCGCCGAGAAGUGUUGAAUGACAUCAAGCGCUUGAAGGAAACUGGAACAUACCGCGGGCGUCGCCAUGCGCUGGGUCUUCCUGUACGAGGACAGCGUACACGCACUCAGAUCAAAACUCCUGUUAAGCUAAACCGGAUGGAGCGUCGGAUGUGA